This is a messenger RNA of Dentiscutata erythropus, 327 nucleotides long. NCBI's taxonomy places the organism in Eukaryota, Fungi, Glomeromycota, Glomeromycetes, Diversisporales, Gigasporaceae. The record is from the annotation of a GenBank genome assembly.
GCCGUCAUUAGAGCUUUAGAAACUUGCCCUGACCGUGAACUUCCAUUAGAAAUAAAGACUGAUAGCAAAUAUACUAUAAAUGCAUGUGAAUCGUGGAUUCCUAAAUGGAUUAAAAAUAAUUGGAAGAGUGUACGUGGAGAACCGGUUAAAAAUAAAGAUUUAUUUAUUCGUUUGAUAGAAUUAAUUGGGUCAAGAGCUGGAGAAGUCUCUUUCACUCACGUUCCGGGGCAUGUUGGAAUUCCAGGUAACGAAGCGGCUGAUCGAUUGGCUAAUCUAGGUGCGUUAAAAGAGAAUGUUAAAACCGACUAUUUCGUCCACGGAGGCUGA